Messenger RNA from Salvia miltiorrhiza (redroot sage), 1496 nucleotides. Its product is annotated as mitochondrial import inner membrane translocase subunit TIM50-like. The record is from RefSeq and is a predicted model, not a curated record. The coding region runs from base 163 to 1242 and encodes 359 amino acids. Gene Ontology annotation, molecular function: phosphoprotein phosphatase activity. The transcript has 10 exons. Lineage: Eukaryota; Viridiplantae; Streptophyta; Magnoliopsida; Lamiales; Lamiaceae.
GUCACAGUCUUACGACGUUACAGACGAGCAUGUGCAGACUAUAUUCAAUUACUAUUCGGUUUAGUAAUCAGCAUCGCCACUAAAUUUCCCAUUUUCUGGCCUAGGACAUAAACCCUAAAGUGCGAGGCUCAUCCCUUACAAAUCAACAAAUAAUUUUGAUCAAUGUCUGCAUUAUCUCGGAAUUGCUCGCGAUUAAAUUCUAUCAUUUCGUGUUCGAGGAUUAAUCGCCGAUUUUCCUCGAGCGCGGCCAAUGAGACCCCGAGAGAUUCCAUCAUCUCAGCAUCAGUCCUCACUGAGCAGACGCCGCAGCCUCCGAGCGGUCCGCCGCCGGCAGUAGAGUCUCCAAAGAGCUCCUGGGGCUUUCUCAAGUACGGUCUCGUUGCCGCCCUUACCGGUGGUAUCGCCACAUCCGGCUACGCCACCUAUGCCUACACAACCGAUGAGGUAGAUCAGAAGACAAAGAACUUUCGUGCAUCUGCCACCAAGUACACUGUAGGCGAUGAUGCAACUUCUCUAGAUAAAUUUCAAGCUUAUCUACGUGCUGCAGCAAUGUCAGUUCCUGCUAAAUUAGUUGAUGUCUACCUUGAUUUGAGGACGUUAGCUGAAGAACACAUUAAGGGUUUCACUGAACCAACAUCAGAUAAGCUUCUCCCUGAUUUGCACCCUUUGGAGCAACAUGUUUUUACCCUUGUUCUAGAUUUGAAUGAGACAUUGAUAUACUCAGAUUGGAAGCGUGACCGUGGGUGGAGAACAUUUAAGAGGCCUGGUGUUGAUGCUUUUCUUGAGUAUUUAGUUCAAUAUUAUGAAAUCAUAGUCUACUCUGACCAACCAAGUAUGUACGUGGAUCCUGUUGUUGAAAGAUUGGAUACAAAACACUGUAUCCGGUAUAGGCUUUCAAGGGGUGAAACAAAAUAUGUUAACGGCAAGCACUAUAGAGACCUGUCGAUGCUGAAUCGGGAUCCUGCAAAGGUUAUAUACAUUAGUGGUCAUGCUCUAGAAAGUAGCCUUCAGCCCGAGAACUCUGUUCAAUUAAAACCGUGGCAAGGCGAACAGGACGAUACUGCACUUCUAGAUCUCAUUCCAUUUCUUGAAUAUGUUGCUAAGCACAAACCAGCUGACAUCAGAACUGUUCUAGCCUCAUAUCAAGGGUGUGAUGUUGCCAAAGAGUUCAUUGAACGAUCCAAAGAACUUCAAAGGCGAAUGCAAGAGCAGAAACAACAAGGUCGUUUAUGGAAACGAUAAUUUUAAACAUCUUAUUUCCAAAAAAUGAAGACAACAGUUGGAUGCUGACUAAGCAGAUAUUGCGAGGUGUUCAACUUGGUUGACAAAAACCAGUUUCUCUCAUCCGAUGAAUUUGUUCUGUUUUUAAAUAUGAUACUCUGUAUUCUCGCGGCAGCAUGUUUCCGUAUUUAUAAUUUGGUGAUGAGGUGGAUUAUUUCGUAGUCAAAUUUGUAGUCCAAUUGAAAUGGUAGUCAUUUAACAUUUUGAGCUGACCA